Messenger RNA from Leishmania mexicana MHOM/GT/2001/U1103, 3927 nucleotides. RefSeq lists its product as hypothetical. The transcript has a single exon. Bases 1 to 3927 code for a protein of 1308 amino acids. The record is from RefSeq and is a predicted model, not a curated record. Lineage: Eukaryota; Euglenozoa; Kinetoplastea; Trypanosomatida; Trypanosomatidae.
AUGAUGAGUCGUCUUCCGCACUUCUGCAGUGACUCGGACUUCCACCGCGACGAGGAAAGCUCGCAGAGCAUGUCGCAGGUGCGAGCCAGGCCUGCCAUCCGUCUCGACACAUCACUUUCCUUCAUCAGUACGACAAGCAUUCGGGCAGGCACCGCGAGCGGGCCAGCCAGCCCGCUGCUUGGCGCACUCGGCGGCGACAGUAUCAAUGACAUCUGCAUCAGCGGUGCCGCUGUCUCCUCCCCGACGCCGUUUCACACGCGCGAUGUCAAUGUAGAGGCGUCUGGGCAGCACUCUCUCCAGUUACUCAAGGCGAGCCACAGCCGCGCGGUGUCGGACUCGCGCUCUGCUCACUCGUCCUCGCGGCCCUACUCGCAGCAGCAGCAGCAGCCGUCGCAGUCCCGACAUCACCCCCUCUCUCUCUCUCUUUCGUCGUGCUCUCCGUCGGUGAGGAGGGACUACGACGUUCACAGUCAGCCUCGACGCGGAGGACAAGCGCGCUGUCUCGCGUCUGAGGUGGACGGCGAUAAGCUGGAGGUCCUGGAGUCGGAGGCCACAGUGAUGACACGACCCUCAGAUCCGAGGCCAUACCGCACUGACGCAGACGGUGAGCCUGGGGUGUGCAGCCAGCGUGUGAUGAGCUCGACGGUGUCGCCGGCGCCUCGCCAUGCUGUAACGCUGCCCAGCGACUUCGGAGAUGGGCUGAGCAUGCCAGUCAGCGAGGGUGCAGAGCAGUAUGACGAGGAGGCGUCGCGGGGCCGGGGCAGCAAGUGUGCCGCGCGUGCGGAUGGCCGUGGGAUGCUGAACCUCGACCACGACGCACAAGAGGACCACAAUGAGGACGAUGCAAAGAACAUGUCAAGCGCCACACCACCGCCGCGGCGCGCUUUCGUGCUCUCUCGCCGGUACAGCAGUACGGACGUGGAGAGCGACGCGCGCGUUGACGACGCGCAGGCACCGCGGUCUGCUGCCGAAGAGGCGGAGCGGUGCACGCCGACACGAAUGCCGCACGUGGAUUUCGCCGCGGAUGCGCCACGCGGGAGCACCAUCCUCGUCAUGUACAACGGAGACGAGGACGAGGGAUCCGCUUUUGAGGAUGGUGAAUUAACCGCCGCAGUGAUUGCACGCGCGAAUGCGCAUCCGCCCGCUGUCGCUCAUGCGCCGCUUCUCGAGGGGCCCGCGGUGCCCCUGACGCUACCAGACGGCCUUCUUGUCCCGGACGUCGUCGUGGGGGAGGCAGAAACGGGUGUGCAGCACCGCGGCCCGCUUACUCCCCACCGUGCAGCUGCGGCUGAGAGAGAGUCGGCGAGCAGUCACAGUCGAAGUCUGAGCAGUGCAGGCAGCAGCAGUAUGAUGAGCCCGUUUCCCCGACCUGUGCCGCACGUGACGCAACCUACAGCGAUAUCGAAGAGGUCGUCGCCGGUACAUGUGCGAGAGGCCGUGUACGCGGUCUGUGACGAUGCCGGAAGCGCGACAGAGCAGCAGCCGCAGCAGCGGGCUGGCACGAAGAUGACUCUGGCGAACACGACCACCGCAACCGCCGCGACUGCCGCCAGCACUCAGUCUGCGAGCAGCACCCAGGAGUCCGGGCUGCAAGCGACGCCGACGAUACCAGCGCAGCUGGACGCAGCAGCGGCUCUCCCGACUGCUGCAGACGGCGGUCCGGCGAGUGUGACGCCUCUCAACUCCUUUAUGGCGCUCAACAGCAUCGCCGGCCCGUCGUUGUCGGCGACGACCACGGCGAUGAGUUCGCUGUGGCUUGUCAGCGGCUCGACGCCUACCCCGCUCCGCCGACUCCGUGACCGCGACAGGGAGGUGUCUGCAACGCUACCCACGCAAGAGGGAGAGGCAGAGGAGACGAGCAAGGGCAGUGACACCGCCCAAGCUCAGACAGAGCGUGCGCUAAAGCUGGCGGACGACGCCAGCGCCUCAGCAAUGACGGCACCAGAAGCGGGAGUCGCAUUGCACGGGAGCGCCCAUCCGUGCUCCGCUCCCGCUGACGCUUCUAUAGAAGCGGAGCAGCUGACUGCCCCAGCAGAGGACGCGCAUCACCACUGCAGCUCCUCCGCUCCCCGACACACCGCUGCACACUCCGCCAUGGGCCCCGCAGUCUCAGCGCCGUCCUUUUCACCGGAGCCUGCGCGCCCACAAACUGAGGCGGGCUGCCUGUCAUCGCCGGCUCUCGCAGCCAACACUGCCGCCUCUGCCUCCGUCCAGCUGAACCUCCUCUCGGCUAAAGACGACGCGGUGACGCCUGGCGACCUGCAGCUACUGCCUGCCCCUGAGGCGGCGAACACGCCGCAUCGGUACAGCACUGCGACACCCCCACCUUUCGCCACCGCCGGUACGCUCUGCAGGCCCUCGGAGACGGCGCCGUCGAUGUCCUCGCCGCCUUCGACCGAGUCGGCGCGUGUCAGCGAGGAGGUGAGGGAGCUGGUGAGGCGCGCGCAAGCCGAGGUGUGCCGGACACGGGAGAGUCUUCUCUCUGCCUUGCGGGACCACCGCGCCAGCUUCCACUUGUCGGAGACGUCGCCGACUGCCAAGAAUACGCUCUCGGCCACCGCACCGACGCCUGUUGCGCAGUUGACGGCGACGGUGUCGACCACCGCGUGCGCGUCGCGGAGUGUCUCACUCACGCUGACGCGCAGUCUCCCACUCUCCACUGUCACCGUGGCGGCAGCGGAGCUGUCUACGCCGCCAUCGGCUGCGCUGAAAACCGCCCCUGGGCCUACUACGCGUACGUCGGGGGAGUGGCGAUCUGCCGCUACUGCCCUGCGGCCACAUCUGAAUGCCGCUGCGGACGCCAUCCUGCGACGCCUGCAGGGCUACGACGCGAGGGAUCACGGUGUCCUGCCCAUGGAGACGGUCGUUCGUGUCACGUACUUUGUCAUUACGCGACGGCAGAUGCCACCCGCGACUUGGUCGCUUCGAACGGCAGAGGGCACCUUGGCUGCCACGCCGAUGCGGGCCUCCAUGGUCGCGUCGGGUGGUGGUGCGGCGACUCGCUCCGAUAAUGCGCGCCUUCUGUCCCACGAUGUUGAGGGUCGCCGUGCGGUGCUGCUAUCGGGGACGCCGCUUGGCCGUCAGCUGAGGAGCAGCGAGGCCGGUGAGCCUCAUCACCGAGUCACAACAGCGUCACACAAGCUCUUCGAGACACCGCGCCAGCAGCGCCUCUCCCUCAAUACACACGACACGACGGCGCGUGUCGGGGGGAGCGGCUCGCCCUUCCUGUCCUCGCACCUGAUCGGUAUAACACGGCCUCGAAGGUGCAGCAAGUCGGACGCAGAUGCGGAUGACGAGGUCAAGACAGCGAAGCCGGAGUGCAGCGGCCGCCCGGCAACGUGCAUCUCCCCCAGCCGCACGCUAGAGCAUGUUAUGAUGCUGCAGCACCGCCGCUCCGAGGAAGAGCUGUACCUGCAGUUCUACUUCACCGUGCUGGAGGCGUUCAAGCAAGUGUUUGGCGAGCGGUACGCUUGGCGCCACCUAGGGGCCACCAAUGCCAGCCGCCACGACUGCGCCAUCAACGUUGCCCAGCCGCCGCAGAAGCGGCGAAGGACAAGUAGUGCGGCGCCGCCAGAAUGCAGUGAUCUCCGCGGUCACGCGCACGUGACCGCAACAGAGGCGGAUGCGGAGCAGACUCAGCUGGAGGUGGUGAACGAGUUUAACAACGUGACAGGGCCGCUGGAGACGCUCUUUCCACGACUUCGCCAGCAGUACGCGCUCCUUCAGCGGGAGAGACGCGGCGACGCUGCUGCGGCACCGAAUUCGAUCGUGGCGAGCACAGGCGAUUCACUGACGGUCCCCAGGACAACUUCUGAGUCCGUGCACACGGAGGCGGCUGCGGCUGCAAUGGGCCUCGCCCACCGCCCUCCUCCGCUGGAUGUCCUUGUGUACUACCGCAAGUUUAUAGAAAGCCUAAAGGAGCUCUAA